AUGAAGGGCUUGCAGGACGAACGAAUAAAGUGUGAAGGAGGACGAAUGGGCAAAGGAGCAAAAACGGGGGAAGUCGAAAGGGACAAAGAACGAAAAACCAAACCGGGGGAUGAAGGUGUCGAAGGACAAACGGAACAAAUCGGGCCAAAGAAGAAAGGGACGAAGGACACGGGGGAGAGGGGGACAGAAGACAGGAUGGACGAAAGAGACGAAGGACACAAAGGACUAAGGGGACUAAAGACACGAAGGACGAAAGAGAAAAAUUCAACGAAAAAAAGGGACGAAGGACAUAAAGAAUGGAGGGAACGAAAGACACGAAGGAUGGAAAACGAAGAGGACAAAGAAGACGCAGAACGAGUGGACGAAGGACACAAAUUUCGAAGGAGACGAAGGACGAAGGGACGAAGGACACGAAGAACGAAGGGGACGAAGGACACGGAGAACGAAGUAGUCAAAGGAAUACAAAGAACGAAGCGGAAAAACGAAGCAAGCGAAUGA
Zophobas morio is the source of this 498-nucleotide messenger RNA. RefSeq lists its product as uncharacterized. Bases 1 to 498 code for a protein of 165 amino acids. The transcript has 2 exons. Lineage: Eukaryota; Metazoa; Arthropoda; Insecta; Coleoptera; Tenebrionidae. The record is from RefSeq and is a predicted model, not a curated record.